Molecule: messenger RNA, 1284 nt
Organism: Lotus japonicus
Lineage: Eukaryota; Viridiplantae; Streptophyta; Magnoliopsida; Fabales; Fabaceae
Product: senescence-specific cysteine protease SAG39-like
Exons: 2
Coding region: 56-1081 (341 amino acids)
Cellular component (GO): lysosome
Molecular function (GO): cysteine-type endopeptidase activity
Source: RefSeq, a predicted model, not a curated record
GACAAACACAUCUACUUUCUCACAUUUAACUAAGUACUUGUUUUCCCUCACUGCCAUGGCUUCCAAAACUGUACUAAACAUCUCUUCAUUAGCUUUGCUUCAUGUGUUUGGAUUCUUGGCUUUUGAGGCAAAUGCUCGUACCCUCGAAGAUGUUUCAAUGAAAGAGAGGCAUGAGCAAUGGAUGACUCAGUAUGGAAAAGUUUACACGGACUCUUAUGAGAAAGAAUUGCGGUCCAAUAUAUUCAAAGAAAACGUUCAACGCAUAGAAGCCUUUAACAAUGCUGGAAACAAGCCUUACAAGCUAGGCAUCAACCAAUUUGCUGAUCUCACAAAUGAGGAAUUCAAAGCCAGAAACAGAUUCAAGGGUCACAUGUGCUCCAAUUCAACAAGGACACCAACAUUCAAGUAUGAAGAUGUGUCUUCAGUGCCCGCUUCAUUAGAUUGGAGACAGAAAGGAGCUGUCACACCUAUUAAGGACCAAGGCCAAUGUGGAUGUUGCUGGGCAUUUUCUGCUGUGGCAGCCACAGAAGGAAUCACCAAGUUGAGUACCGGAAAAUUGAUCUCUUUAUCAGAGCAAGAGCUAGUUGAUUGUGACACAAAGGGUGUGGACCAAGGUUGUGAAGGGGGUCUAAUGGAUGAUGCCUUCAAAUUUAUCAUGCAAAACAAAGGACUCAACACGGAAUCCAAGUACCCAUACAAGGGUGUUGAUGCAACAUGCAAUGCAAAUGCAGAAGCCAAAGAUGCAGCAAGCAUUAAGGGGUUUGAGGAUGUCCCUGCCAACAGUGAGAGUGCACUGCUCAAAGCUGUUGCUAAUCAACCUAUUUCUGUGGCUAUUGAUGCUAGUGGAUCCGAGUUUCAAUUUUAUUCUAGUGGUGUCUUCACUGGAUCAUGUGGCACUGAGUUGGAUCAUGGUGUCACUGCUGUAGGGUAUGGAAGUGAUGGUGGAACCAAAUAUUGGUUGGUCAAGAAUUCAUGGGGAGAACAGUGGGGCGAACAAGGAUACAUUAGGAUGCAGAGAGAUGUUGCUGCUGAAGAAGGCUUGUGCGGCAUUGCAAUGCAAGCUUCUUACCCCACUGCAUAAUGUUAAAAUUUUCUACUAAACUACAUGUAAUAGGUUUGAGUGGCUUACAAGAAAUUAUAGGUUCAAACCUUGUGUAAGAAAACUAUGUAAUUAUAAUUAUACGUGUUUAAUAUAUAUACAAAAAGGUAAACUAUACUGUACAUUGCUCACUUCCUGCAAAUCAAUUUCAGUACAUAAAAUUGAAUCUUAUAUUCUACUUCCUU